This is a messenger RNA of Athene cunicularia (burrowing owl), 3032 nucleotides long. RefSeq names its product magnesium transporter MRS2 (gene MRS2). NCBI's taxonomy places the organism in Eukaryota, Metazoa, Chordata, Aves, Strigiformes, Strigidae. Bases 272 to 1339 code for a protein of 355 amino acids. The record is from RefSeq and is a predicted model, not a curated record. Gene Ontology annotation, molecular function: magnesium ion transmembrane transporter activity. Gene Ontology annotation, biological process: mitochondrial magnesium ion transmembrane transport. The transcript has 10 exons. Gene Ontology annotation, cellular component: mitochondrial inner membrane.
CGGUAGCUGCGCUCGGUGCGGUACCGGCCUCCUGCCCGCGCUCUGCUGGGGGGUGGCGGGUCCGUGGCGGCCCCCUGACGGCCGGUGCGCCCUACUUCGUGUGUCUGCGCAGGGCGUUGGUGGCCCCCGGCAGGGCACCGCGCCGGGAAAGGCAGAGUGGGCGUGCUGGGGGUAGAAAUGCGCUGUCUUUCCUUCAGGUCAGUUCUACCAGCAUGCCACGACGGAGGCGUCCCAAGCCACCUUAGCCAGCGUCUCUCCUGUUUUUGCAGUGAUGAAGUUUGACAAGGAGGGAAAUAAAACCUAUUUUGAAAAGAAGAAAACCGAAUUGUACCAGGAAUUGGGUCUUCAAGCUCGAGAUCUCAGAUUUCAACACCUAAUGAGCAUUGCAACUAGGAACAACAGGAUCAUUGUGAGAAUGGAGUUCUUGAAGGCCGUCAUAACCCCUGAGUUUCUUCUGAUACUAGAUUAUCGUAACUUAAAUCUGGAACACUGGCUCUUCAAUGAACUAGCAUCUCAGCUGGCUGGGGAAGGUCAGCUAGUCACAUAUUCCCUGCCCUUUGAAUUCCGAGCCAUAGAAGCAAUCCUGCAGUACCGGAUCAGCAAACUGCAGGGGAGACUUAACACUUUGCAGCCUCAGAUCCUUGAGACACUGGAAGCUCUAGUGGACCCCAAGCUUUUGUCUGUGGAUAGGAGUAAACUACACAUUCUCCUGCAAAAUGGCAAGAGCUUGUCAGAACUGGAAACAGAUCUUAAAGUUUUCAAAGAAACAAUUCUGGAGAUUUUAGAUGAAGAAGAAUUAAUAGAAGAGCUCUGUCUAUCUAAAUGGACGGAUCCACAAGUAUUUGAGGAGAGUACAUCUGGGAUUGACCAUGCAGAGGAAAUGGAGUUGCUGCUGGAGAACUAUUACAGACAAGCAGAAGAUCUUGCAAAUGAAGCUCGUGAACUCAGAGUACUGAUUGACGACUCUGAAAGCAUAAUCUUUAUCAACCUGGACAGCCACCGUAACGUGAUGAUGAGACUGAACUUGCAGCUGACUAUGGGGACUUUCUCUCUGUCUCUCUUUGGACUCAUAGGAGUUGCAUUUGGUAUGAACCUGGAGUCAUCUCUUGAAGAGGACCCCAGAAUAUUUUGGCUGGUGACGGGGAUUAUGUUUCUGGGAAGUGGACUGAUAUGGCGACGUUUACUUUCCUUCCUUGGGCGGCAUCUAGAACCUCCACUACCUCCUCACGUUCCUGCAGUUUUGAAAAAAUCCCAACCAGCAGCUGGAAGAGUGGAGAUAAAGAACAACCUUAAAGCAGAAACAUUUGGGCUGAGCAGAAGCACAUUAACAAAUCAAUAGGAACAGCAGGAAUGAAGAGACUUCUAUUGUUACAGGGUGGACUUUGGACACUUACCUUGCAUUUUUCCUUCCUUACUGAAAACUGCAAGAAUUUCUACAGUUGCUAAUUUAAUAUAUAUUUUGUGCCAAAAAUCUGUGAUGAGAUUUUAAUUCUUAUACACAAAAAGAGAGAAACACAAGGGAAAACCGCUUUCCACAGUAGUCUCACCUCCAACCCACAUAUGUUCCUUUAGUUUUCUGUAUCGUGUACACAUACUUAGGUUUUGGGCACUCAUUGCAAGUGUUUCUGUCAAAUACUUCACAUAAUGGCUUUUCUUAAAGAGAACAGUAUUUUCACCUUAAAGGAUAACAGCAGUCAGCAUUAAUCAGUAAUUUUGGUUCUGAGCUGCAGAUUUAGGAAUCUGACUUCAAACGCCAAAGAAAAAUCCACCUCAAAAGUGGCCCUUCAAAUGGAUAUUUUAAGGCCCUAUUUAAUUGCAGAGAGAAGAUUUUCCAAAGCAAAAAGCACACCUGCAUCUCCUGCGAAGCACCACCUCUAAAUUGACAGUAACCAGAAACGAUACUUUCCCUUAUUCUAAGUGAUCAGUAACAGGCUCUGAAAUUAUCUUGGUAAUCCUUACAAUUUUAGGCCCAAAACGUAUGCAGUUUCAGUAACAGAAGCGGGUCUAUUGAUAACGCACGCUUGUGGUUGCCAUCCGCCACCAUUUCAACAUGCAGUGAUACAACUCCUCAUGUUGUCAUAAGGACUGAUUCCAGUGCUGGUAAAAAUCAAGAGCCCAGUUGUUGGUUUCUCAUAAGUUGGGCUCUGCUUUCUCUCUUUUCUUUCCAAGAAUACAAGACAAAGCAUGGACUAGCCUGCGCCACAGUAAGUAGCCAGGUUAGUGAAGGGUGUGGAAACCUGGUGUCCUGUGAUGGACUGAAGGAAGGAAUAAAAUUCUGAUGCCCACUGUGUUUUUUUCUAAGGACUUGUCUCUGAAUUCUGAGCACAUGGUUCUCCCCUGGUUUCUCUCAGUCAGUAGAGGGAGCAUGAAAUCCUUCUAAAUCAGGUCACUAACUGUCUAUUUGUUGUUUGGGGUUUUUAACCUUUUUGUAACAUACAGUGAGUAGCUUCUUUAGCUGCCACCAGGUAAAUCACUGUAUUGUCAGGGGUUGAAAAGACUAGCUGUGAACAUUUUUACUCAGGACUAAUGAGUCAAAAAUGGAAGUAAAGAGGUACAUAGAUUUAAAAUUAUGCAGGCCUGUGAUACCAGUUUGGUUAAAAUUGGUUGUACAUAAUUGUUUUCAAACAGUUCUUGCUCUGUAUAUGACUGACUACAGAUAUAAAAGGCAUGAGAAGGUGAAAAAAUUAAUGGGGCUUGUAAUGUUGCUGAGGUUUUUAGCUGAAUUUUUUUUUGCAACCUUUCUGUUUAACAGGUAGACGUGUAAAAAACCUCUAUACUGAGCAGUCCAGCAGAAAAAGCAAUGGCUCGCAUACCUUGGCCAGUAAAACCCAGGAAAACCCCGUGCAUGAAGGGAUAGCGAUGAUGAUGUUUUCAGUAAAGUGAGUUGCAUUAGGCCAGGACUCAAAUGUGUUGGUGCAGCUGUUUGGAAGCUUUCACGUAAGCUUUGCAAGCUCAGUCUUUUGUGCAGAGAGGCUUAUGUACAUUUUCCUGUACAUAACUGACUUAAAGCACAAUAAAAGCACUGAAAGACA